This is a messenger RNA of Ahaetulla prasina, 2855 nucleotides long. It is a transcript of the gene ACHE, whose product is annotated as acetylcholinesterase (Cartwright blood group). The record is from RefSeq and is a predicted model, not a curated record. Lineage: Eukaryota; Metazoa; Chordata; Lepidosauria; Squamata; Colubridae. Gene Ontology annotation, biological process: choline metabolic process; acetylcholine catabolic process. Gene Ontology annotation, cellular component: plasma membrane. The transcript has 6 exons. The coding region runs from base 351 to 2306 and encodes 651 amino acids. Gene Ontology annotation, molecular function: acetylcholinesterase activity.
GGGCCAUACUUAAGGAGUCCUGGGUCUACCCCCACACCUGAGAGCUUCACUCCAACCCGAAGGGACCAGGCUCCGUCCUUCCCUGAACGACCUGCUGGCUCCCAUUCUGCAGACAGCCUGAAUGAGGAUGGUUGCCCACAAGACUGGCAGAGGUGGAACAACCGUGGGCACAUCACCUGCAGAUUGUAGGCAUCUGACAUGUGACCCAGCUACAGAGGACGUACAGGAAGAGGCCUGCGGAGGAAUACGUAGAGGGGACCCCCUGCAACAGCCGCCCGUCUCCAAACUACGGACAGACUCUCCGCCAUUUGUGGAAAGCAGAGGCUCGUGGGACACGAGGAGGAGGGAGCAUGCUUUGCCCCACCCAAAUGGGGGCCUCCAAUCCAAUCAAUGAGGGGAGGUCUGUGCCCCAAGAGCCAUCAAGGAGCACAAUUAACAAGGUUGGAGAUAGACCAGAUGAAAUGUCUUCUGAUGAUAGAAAGAUACAGAUGCCCUCCUGCCAGCCUGGCAAGAUGCCUGCGCCAUGGCUUUGGUGGCUCCAGCUCCUCCUUUGCAUCCCAUCCUCCAUAGCGGUCUUGCCUGGCCAGGCAGACGAGUUGAAAGUGGCCACCCAGACGGGCUGGGUGCGUGGCAUGCGGAUGCCCGUUCUUGCCGGCCACGUCUCGGCCUUCCUGGGCAUCCCCUUUGCGGAGCCUCCCGUGGGCAGGAUGCGCUUCCUGCGUCCUGAGCCUGUCAAGCCCUGGCAGCACAUUCUUGAUGCCACUUCUUACCAGCGCGCCUGUUACCAGAUGGUGGACAACACCUACCCAGGAUUCCACGGCACGGAGAUGUGGAACCCCAACUGGGGAAUGAGUGAAGACUGCCUCUACCUCAACAUCUGGGUGCCCUCCCCCCGCCCAAAGAACAUCUCUGUCCUGGUCUGGAUCUACGGAGGGGGCUUCUACAGCGGCUCUGCGUCCCUGGAUGUCUAUGAUGGCCGCAUCCUGACCUAUACGCAGAACGUCAUCUUGGUGUCCCUCAGCUACCGCGUGGGGGCCUUUGGCUUUUUGGGCCUCCUGGGGAGUCAAGAGGCGCCAGGGAACAUGGGGCUGCUGGACCAACGCUUGGCCUUGCAGUGGAUCCAGAACAACAUCCAGCAUUUUGGGGGCAAUCCGAAAGCGGUCACCAUCUUUGGGGAGAGUGCUGGGGCCGCUUCAGUGGGCAUGCACCUGCUUUCUGCCCAGAGCCGCACCCUCUUCCAGCGGGCUAUUCUGCAGAGCGGUGCACCCAAUGCGCCGUGGGCCACCGUGACACCUGCAGAAAGUCGGCGCCGCGCAACCCUUCUGGGAAAGCAGGUGGGCUGCCACUUCACCAAUGAUUCUGAGCUGGUCAGUUGCUUGCGCUCUAAAACCCCUCAGCAGCUGAUUGAUGAGGAAUGGUCUGUCCUGCCCUACAAGAGCACUUUCCGCUUCCCCUUCGUGCCAGUCAUUGAUGGGGACUUCUUUCCGGACACCCCCGAGGCCAUGCUCAGCACGGGCAACUUCAAGGAAACCCAGGUGCUGCUGGGAGUGGUCAAGGAUGAGGGCUCCUACUUCCUGAUCUACGGGGUGCCCGGCUUCAGCAAGGACAAUGACAGCCUCAUCAGCCGGGAUGACUUCCUGGAAGGAGUGCGGAUGGGUGUGCCACACGCCAACGACAUCGCCACCGAGGCCGUCGUGCUACAGUAUACCAACUGGCAGGAUGAAGACAGUGGGGAGAAGAACCGGGAAGCCAUGGAUGACAUUGUGGGGGACCACAACGUCAUCUGCCCAGUCAUGUACUUUGCCACCCAAUAUGCAAAGCGCGGCAACAAGGUGUACGCCUAUCUAUUUGACCACCGGGCCUCCAACCUCGUCUGGCCCCUGUGGAUGGGGGUCCCCCAUGGCUAUGAGAUCGAGUUUGUCUUUGGACUGCCCCUCAACGACAGCCUGAACUACACAGCCCAAGAGAAGGAGCUGAGCCGCAGGAUGAUGCGUUACUGGGUCAACUUCGCCCGGACAGGGAGCCCCACUGACCCUGCUGAGGACAGAGCUUGGCCUGCCUACACCACCUCCCAGCAGCAGUAUGUCCAGCUCAACACCCAGCCACUGGCCACCCACCGCAGCCUGCGUGCCCAGAUCUGCGCUUUCUGGAACCACUUCCUCCCCAAACUGCUGAGCGCAACAGACAACAUUGAGGAGGCCGAGCGGCAGUGGAAACUGGAGUUCCAUCUCUGGAGCGCCUACAUGAUGCAUUGGAAGAGCCAAUUCGACCACUACAACAAGCAGGACCGCUGCUCGGAGCUGUGAUGGGAAGAGCUGGAAUCAGCUCCCAGAUACCACCCCCCCAACUUCGCUGACAAGGAGCCGGUUUGUCUCUUGGUCCAAAGCACCCGGAGGAGCCCAGCACCAGUCUCCCCACCCACCGCAGCAAGUUGAUCUACUGCUCCUUGGGGAGGCCACCCCCUUGGUCUCAAUUUCCCCUUGCCAGCUCUCCAGCCCUCCUCAUCCUGUGCCCUGAGCCUGCCCACUCAGCAGGGAUUUGUAUAUAUUUAUUUAAAGAGAAAAUGUGGUAAAUAUAUAGCUAUAUAUAUAUAUAUAUAUAUUUAAUCUAUAUCUAUAUUUGAACUGUAUAUAGAACCAGAGCUGCGGCAGAUGCUGCCACAGGCGAACCCCACCUUUUGCUUUCUUCCAGUCGACCCCUCCCCCGCCAAUCGCAGACAGCUUCCCGCCCGGGGCUAACCACAGCCCUCCCUCCCACGGACUCAGGGCCUCGUGACCCGCCCGCUUCCCUCAUGCCUGACCGCCGCACGCGGAGCUCUCAUCUGUGUUUGACAACAAUAAAGUUGUGGAUCCUGA